Nilaparvata lugens (brown planthopper) is the source of this 2421-nucleotide messenger RNA. Its product is annotated as probable cytosolic oligopeptidase A. The transcript is spliced from 14 exons. The record is from RefSeq and is a predicted model, not a curated record. Gene Ontology annotation, biological process: peptide metabolic process; proteolysis. NCBI's taxonomy places the organism in Eukaryota, Metazoa, Arthropoda, Insecta, Hemiptera, Delphacidae. The coding region runs from base 220 to 2379 and encodes 719 amino acids. Gene Ontology annotation, molecular function: metalloendopeptidase activity.
GUAUAAUAUGAUAAAAGCUAAAACUGAAGAAAAUGGCUAAUUCUCUCAAAUAAAUAUUUAAAAAUCAAUAAACAAUUUAUUUUAUGUUCACUUAUUUAUAUCUUUAUCAGAAUAAGUUAAUUCUAAUAUUCAGUUGUUGACAAAAAUUUGUAUUGAUCCAUCAAUAAAAUAAUAGCAAAAAGUCCUCUUCAGAGCUCUUCUCAAGGUUGGCACCGUAAAAUGGCGGUGUCUUUAUGUAGUAAAAGAUUCAAAUUGCAUUUAAAAAACUCUCUUAUUCAACAAUAUAGAAAGGGCUACAUAGUUUUGCUACCUGAACUUGAGCCAAAUCUUCCCGAACAAAAUCCUUUAUUUAAAGAUGGCUAUCCCAACUUUGAAGACAUCGAAACUGAAAAAGUUGUCACGACUUUGGGAAAACAUCUUCUAGAUUUUGAGCACCAAACUCAUGUUAUAACAAAGCAGCUUGAGGUACCAGAUAAUGAAGGAUCCAAAGACGAACACACGCCGGAAUUCAUCAAAAAGGUGGCCGAACCUCUGGAGCGAGUCGGCAUUCCGCUGGCAACGUCGUGGGGCAUUGCCAAAACACUCUACCUCACCAAUUGCCAGCUUAUGCCCGCCAACAAGUUCGCACCACUCAACUCCAGAGCGCAUGGUGCCUCCUGCUCCAAGUAUGUCAGUCCUACCAUCUAUGAAGCCAGCAAGUCUUGUGAUGAUGAAAAGUUAUCAGAAGAAGAACAUAGACUGGUGGAGAAGUUUCGAUUGGAAGGUGCUUUGAACGGGCUAGCUCUCUCUCCGGAAAAACGUGAACUCCACCAAAUCUACAAGCAAAGGCUAGCGUCUGAACAGGCUGAUUUCAAGAAAAAAGUGCAGAUUAAUAAGCAGUUUUUCAAGACACCCGUUACAGAUCCUCAAAUUGUGGCUGGAUUCCCUGAGAAGCUCAUCAAACAGAUUUCUCUAGAUAAAAAUGAACCUAGUCGUGGUCCAUGGUCGGUACCUGUGGAUUCUCGUAUAAGAGAUAAAUUUCUAGAAUAUUGUCCAGACAAAUUUCUGAGAGAGAAAGUUUGGAUAAACUCGAUUAUAAUAGGAUCAAAUGAAGCAGCUUCCAACGAACUCAAAAACAGCUUCAGUUUAGAGAAAAUACGUGAAUACAGAGAAAGUGAAGCGAAAGUUUUAGGUUAUGAACACUACGCUGCUUUAUCAAUGGAAACCAAAAUGGCAGGAUCAUUAGAUAACGUCCUUGGAGCUCUAGAGUUGCUAAGAGAAAAAGCUAGACCAGCACACGAAAAGGAAUUGGCAGAACUACAAAAAUUCUGCGAUAAGAGUGGAUUUAGGAGUAAAUUGACACUGGCUGACAUUCCCUACUGGCAGCGCAAAAUGAAAAAAUCACUUUAUAAUUUUGAAAAUGAAGAACUUCGCGAUUAUUUCCCGAUGGAGAAGGUAAUGAAUGGUGCACUGGAAUUGUGCCAGAGGUUGUUUGAUAUUCGAAUCCAAGAGUCGGACAAAGUCAGCACCUGGCAUCCGCAGGUCAAGUUUUUCCACGUUUUUGAAGGCGACAGUACUCAACCGAUUGCUGGCUUCUACCUUGACCCGUUUGCCAGGGAGGAAAAGGUACAGACUGUCGACCACGACUGGGUUGUCAGUAUUAGACCGGCGCACGCGAUGGAUGGCAAGCGAGCAAUGCCACUGUCAGCAGUCAUUCUCAAUGUUGCUCCUCCCGCCUACGGCAAACCUGCUCUCAUGUCCUUCACCGAGGUGGAAAGCUUCUUCGGACUGAUUGGUAAACUGUUACAACAGUUGCUUUGCUCUGUUACCUAUUCUGAUCUGUCGGGUCUCUCGAAUGUAGAGUGGGACACAGUGGCUGUAUCAUCGUAUUUCAUGCAGCAUUGGCUUUACAACGAGAAAGUGUUGAAAAGCAUAUCCGGGCAUUACUCUACUGGCGCAGAACUUCCUGUAAAAGACAUCCAUCUAUUACCUCACCAUAUGGCUGCAACCAGUCUCUGUGCAGAACUUUUCAAAGCUAAUUUGGAUCUAAAGCUUUUCUCUCAAACGACGUUCUGGAUAGAUCUGGUGAACGGGCUGUGGGACCAGCACUUUGCGGUGCCCCAGCACCCCAGCUACAACGAGCCACUGAGCAUGGUGGACAUAGUGUGUGACAGCUGGACGGCCGCCUACUACUCGCACCUCUGGUCCCGGAUGCUGGCAGCCGACAUCUACAAUGCAUUUCUAGAAGAGGACGCCGACGAGGCCUCUGUUGGAGCCAGAUUCCGUGGAACGUACCUGGAAUUUGGAGGUGGUUGUGACCCCCAUGAAGUAUUUAGGAGGUUCCGUGGACGGGAUCCAUCACCAAACGCUUAUCUUAGGUAUUUAGGAUUGUUGCAUUAGAAUAGGCUUACUUGUUGACAUUAAAGAGUUUAUUACGUAUAA